GCGGCAGCACCCAGACACGAUAAACGUGCAGGUCGGCUCAUCUUCCGGACCAUGGACUCACUGAGACACCCUGAGGUGUGAAAAUGUCGAGUAGGAACCGGGAACUGGUGACUGACUUUAUUUCCUACAAGCUGUCUCAGAGGGGCUACAGCUUGAGCGAAGUAGAGGGGGAUGGCGAAGACAGGACUGAGCUGGCAGGGGAAAUGGGCAGUGUCCCAAACGGGAGCCCGUCGUGGCACCCCGGCGCCAGCCCGGUCGUCAAUGGCGCAACCGGGCACCCAAGCAUCCUCGAAGAUCACGAAAUCAGUCCCGGGUUGGACGUGAGGCAGACGCUAAGGGAAGCUGGCGACGAGUUUGAACUGAGGUACCGCCGGGCUUUCAGCGACCUCACCUCCCAGCUCCACAUCACCCCCGGCACGGCGUACCAGAGCUUCGAGCAGGUGGUGAACGAACUCUUCCGGGACGGGGUAAACUGGGGGCGGAUAGUGGCUUUUUUCUCCUUCGGGGGAGCCCUGUGCGUGGAGAGCGUUGACAAGGAGAUGCAGGUCUUGGUGGGGCGGAUUGCCACCUGGAUGGCCACUUACCUGACCGACCACCUGGACCCCUGGAUUCAAGAUAACGGCGGCUGGGAACGUUUUGUGGAUCUCUAUGGGAACGACGCUGCCGCCAAGAGCCGGAAGGGCAAGGAACGCUUCAACAAGUGGCUGUUGACGGGGGCCACCGUGGCCGGCGUCGUCCUCCUGGGCUCCCUGCUAAGCCGCAAAUAGCCUGACAUGGACUCUUACCUUGGCCGGCGCUCCUGCGCGACUGCCUGCCGAGGAACACGCUGCAUUCUGCUUGCUCCUCAGCUUUGUGAUCAUUCCAGGGGGGGACGGGGGGGG
Euleptes europaea (tarantolino) is the source of this 881-nucleotide messenger RNA. It is a transcript of the gene BCL2L1, whose product is annotated as BCL2 like 1. Gene Ontology annotation, molecular function: protein homodimerization activity; protein heterodimerization activity. Gene Ontology annotation, biological process: extrinsic apoptotic signaling pathway in absence of ligand; negative regulation of intrinsic apoptotic signaling pathway; intrinsic apoptotic signaling pathway in response to DNA damage. The record is from RefSeq and is a predicted model, not a curated record. The coding region runs from base 84 to 767 and encodes 227 amino acids. Lineage: Eukaryota; Metazoa; Chordata; Lepidosauria; Squamata; Sphaerodactylidae. Gene Ontology annotation, cellular component: mitochondrial outer membrane. The transcript is spliced from 2 exons.